Solanum verrucosum is the source of this 817-nucleotide messenger RNA. Its product is annotated as ethylene-responsive transcription factor ERF106-like. The coding region runs from base 103 to 723 and encodes 206 amino acids. The transcript has a single exon. Gene Ontology annotation, biological process: regulation of DNA-templated transcription; ethylene-activated signaling pathway. Gene Ontology annotation, molecular function: DNA-binding transcription factor activity; DNA binding. The record is from RefSeq and is a predicted model, not a curated record. NCBI's taxonomy places the organism in Eukaryota, Viridiplantae, Streptophyta, Magnoliopsida, Solanales, Solanaceae.
ACUCCAUAUAUAGAGACUCACACAAACACCUUCACUACAAAAUUUUCACUUACGGAGACAUAAACACAAACACCUUCACUGCAAUUCUCAAAAUACUGCAAAAUGACGAAACAAGAUGAAGGAUUAACAUUAGAACUCAUACGACAACAUCUCCUCGAAGAUUUCACAACUACAGAAUCAUUCAUCAACAGUCUCAAUUCUUGUUUUUCCGAUCAAAUCUCCUCCUCCGACGACAUAUCCCCUGUUUUCACUUCAGUAAAAACAGAGCCAUCUACAUCCAAUUCCCUCUCAGAUUCACCCAAUUCCUCAUACCCAAAUGAACCCAACUCCCCAAUUUCCCGUUACUUCAAUCUCCACUCUGAUUUCCCCGAAUUCAAAAUCGAUUCAGAUACCAUCCUCAGUCCAGUUUCCGACAGCUCCGCCGGUUCUAAUGAAGACAAUAAUAAGAAGAAGAAUUACAGAGGGGUAAGGAGAAGGCCAUGGGGGAAAUUUGCGGCGGAGAUAAGAGAUCCAAGUAGAAAAGGAUCGAGGAUUUGGUUGGGUACUUUUGAUACUGAUAUGGAUGCUGCUAGAGCUUAUGAUUGUGCAGCGUUUAAGAUGAGAGGAAGAAAAGCUAUUCUGAAUUUUCCGUUGGAUGCCGGAAAAUCUGGUGCUCCGGCGAAUAUUGGCCGGAAAAGGAGAAGAGAGAACAAGAUGGAGUUGGUGGAGAUGAUUAAUUUGUAAUUUGUAUGAAAGUAUGUUAAUUACUUACUUAAUCCUCUUUAAGUGAUGUAUUAAACUCCAUUACAUUAUAAUUAAUAGAGUUUUUUUUCCAACA